UUGCUCAUUGCGAGGAGUAGCGGAAGACCUGUGUGGUUUUGGCAAGAUCCUACCUGCCAACUGUCAACGGACCCGGCUACAGAAAGGCAACACAGCGAAUGAAACAUGGAGUGUAUUCCAGUGAUUGUUGAUGAUCUUGAGGGCAAGAAGGACCCAGUCGUAGAGGACCCAGAGCACAAUGUGUACACCAGGUUUAUGAAGUCCCACGGGUGUUAUGACCUCAUACCUACCAGCUCCAAACUGGUUGUGUUUGAUACCUCACUUCAGGUCAAGAAGGCGUUCUUUGCUCUCGUCUCUAAUGGGGUAAGGGCAGCGCCUCUGUGGGACAGCAAGAAGCAGUGUUUUGUUGGUAUGCUGACCAUCACAGACUUUAUUAAUAUUCUACAUCGCUACUACAAAUCUCCAUUGGUACAGAUAUACGAAUUGGAAGAACACAAAAUUGAAACAUGGAGAGAGUUGUACCUUCAAGACUCUUUUAAGCCCUUGGUCAGCAUAUCUCCCAAUGCUAGUUUGUAUGAUGCAGUAGCGUCUCUGCUGAAGAAUAAGAUCCACAGACUGCCUGUAAUCGACCCUCUGACGGGGAACACGCUCUAUAUUCUCACACACAAGAGGAUCCUCAAGUUCCUGAAGCUUUUUAUAUCCGAGAUGCCAAAACCCUCGUUCUUGAGAGAAACCAUAGAAGACCUGAACAUCGGAACUUUCCAGAACAUAGCAGUGGUCCGCACAGACACACCGCUGUACACGGCGCUGGGUAUGUUUGUUGAGCAGCGAGUGUCAGCACUCCCCGUUGUUGAUGACAAAGGUCGAGUGGUGGAUAUAUACUCAAAAUUUGAUGUCAUAAACCUGGCAGCAGAGAAGACGUAUAACAACCUGGAUCUGACGGUGACCAAAGCGCUGCAGCACCGCUCGCAGUACUUUGAAGGAGUGCUGACCUGCCACAGGCACGAGACUCUGGAGGCCAUCAUCAACAGACUGGUGGACGCCGAGGUGCACAGGCUGGUGGUGGUGGACGAGCAGGAUGUGGUGAAGGGAAUUGUCUCCCUUUCAGAUAUUCUCCAGGCACUCGUGUUGACUGAUGGAGAAGAGGGCACAGCUUGAGGAAGUGACCCUGAUGAGGAACGGCUCCACAGUUUAAAGAUGACUGCAAAGGGAGAAAGAACAGGCAUGUAAGAGGGUCAUUUUGACAGUACAUUGAAGUAUCCUCACCCCUCUCCUGUAAUCAGACUUCCUAUAUUCACACAUGAAGACUUCCCUCCCUGCAGACAUGUGAAGCUUUAUUAAUCAGCAAUAUAAAAUUGUAGUAGCACAGACAUACAGAAGCUCUUGCAAAUUGAGUUCCAAGCUACAGGAGGCAGAGCCAACAGACCUCUGAAGAGGAGUGGCAGCCUCUCAGGAUGACCAGGCAUCAUUCCCACCUCUGUGCUGGUUGAUUCAUGUACAGUAGAGGACCAUUGAUCACGGCUUGAUCACAAGUGUUUUCCCCAUUAGUGUAAAUUGUAAUCGGUAACAAGAUACAGGAAAACUGAUUUACCUGUGUUGCCUUCUGUUGGCAGCAUUUCAUUAUUUUAACGAGGCUGAAAUCUAGAUGCACACAAAGCCUGUGUGAGUCAUUUUAAACAGUGUAACUUUGUCUGAUGGUGUGAGUCGUUGUUCUGACUCGUUCUUUGUACAUAUAUAUAGUAUGACGUGUUCCGGCUUCCAGCUAGUUUGAUUAUUUGAAUGCAGGCGGGGGAUUGAUUUCUUCAUCAUUUCUAUUCUCAACUACCAAUCUGCAAAGAAGAAAUUCAUGGUCAUAAGGUUCCAGAGUUAUUUAUCUGUAUGUCAUACAUAAUGUACAUAUACAGUACAUGCAUACAAAAACUAUCUACAUGCUACUAUAAAUUAAUGUAUAUUAUAAAUAUGAUCUAGACAAAUUCUAACACUAGAUAUUAAAGAUGGCAAAAAGUCUGCUCUGGUCAGUUUAGAUUUCAAAUAAAAAUGCCAGAUCAUGGUCUCACUAAAUGUUUUUAAUAAGACAGGACUUAUUGCUUCAAAAGAAAUAAUUAUAAUUUAAGCCAGUAAAAAAACCAAACAAUCAAGUUACUGCAGUCACCGUUUAAUCUGACAAAAAGGUAGCGAACCUGGAAGAGCAGAACGGCAUCGAUGGAUCUGCUGUUAGCUCACCGUUGUGCUGCGUCCUGUCUAAAGGCACAACCUCUGGAUAUUUAUGGGUUUUAUGUUUUACCGUUUCGUCUGUGUUGUCAAGUAUAACUAACGUUUAAUGCACAUUUUACUAUUUUUCUGGCUGUUUUGUAUUGGCGUUAAAGGAAAUUGCUUAUUCAAUGCUGCAAGAUCUCAUCAGUUUCUGGAAAAGUGGUCCAUUUGAAAACAAUUGCUUGUUUUCUGAUUUCUACCUUCUUGGUGUGUGAUAUCAGUGAUGAACAUCAAGUGCAUUUAUUCAGAAGUUGUCUGUUCAUUGUGUUUAAGGGACUCAAUCAAAGUCACUCAAUACCAGCAUUUCCUUUCCAUAUCCUUAGAGGAUGGGCCGUGGACAUGUUAAACUUCCUGUUUUGGUAUAUUUACAAUGGAAGGUGUACAGCUGUAUGUAAAUGCACAGAUUUUGUAGUUAUCUGGAUUGAUAUGAUUGAAAGGAUGAGCAAUAAAGUUUCUGAGUUUAUUUUAAA
Molecule: messenger RNA, 2663 nt
Organism: Anarrhichthys ocellatus (wolf-eel)
Lineage: Eukaryota; Metazoa; Chordata; Actinopteri; Perciformes; Anarhichadidae
Gene: prkag1
Product: protein kinase, AMP-activated, gamma 1 non-catalytic subunit
Exons: 13
Coding region: 106-1098 (330 amino acids)
Biological process (GO): regulation of catalytic activity; protein phosphorylation
Cellular component (GO): nucleus; nucleotide-activated protein kinase complex; cytoplasm
Molecular function (GO): protein kinase binding; AMP binding; protein kinase regulator activity
Source: RefSeq, a predicted model, not a curated record